AUGCCUACAUACUACGCGCGCGGCGUCACAGUGCGCCUAGGCGUAAAUCCCCUCGCCGACACCAUCACGCCCAGUAUCACUCUGAAGAAGGGCGAUGUCGCAAAGAAGCAAUGCGAGAAGCCGGAGAAGGAACUACUGAACAGCCACCUAUUGCCCGAGCAACGGGUCGACUUUCCAGGCGAUGAGCAUGGCUUCGAAUUGAACUGGCUGGGUGAUGCGCCUUUCAUGCAAGCUCGCGUGGGUGACAGUUUGUUCGAAGGCGCGACGAGUAGCAAUGCUGUACAAACAGCUCCCCUGGCCAAUUCCGCCCGUCUACGCCGACAGCCAGCAAAAGAGAGCUAUAAGGCCUAUGGAUAUGAACCUCUUGCGCUCAGCCUGCACGUCAUGACGUCGGACACGACCUUUGUUUCCGGCAUGGACAGGCAGAACAAGCUCCAAUUGAAGAUCGAGGUGUUCUUCAAUGGACAAUUAUCAAGCUGCUUGUUUCUUCCGCCCUACGAGAUCCGAAGCAACACAAAGACACAUCACCAGGUGUUUGCCGGUUACAGGAUAGACUACCUCGCAGAGAGGCCAUGGGUCAUUCUACCGCCACACACUGCUGCUGACGGCAGCCCGGUUAAGUCCGAUAAGCUCCUAUCUGCAAAACAACGCUGGAAAGACAUCAGCACAGCUCUGGGCAGAGAGGCAAGCCAGCGGGGCACGGAUUCGCAGGGCAACAUCCCGCCGAGCUCACACUUUCUGGGCGCUUUGGCAACCUCCAGGAUGCCGGAUCAAGUGGUAGCCUGGCAAAAGCCAGGAUGUAGGCACUUCGGUGUUAUUGACGUGGUCAUCACAGCUGGUGAGGGUAGGAAAGUCACAAGCGGAGCGACAUACCUCACAAGGCCUCAAAGGUUCACAGAUGAGAACUUUCCGCUGUCCAAUGUGGGCGGAUUUGACGAAGAUGCUGAUGGCGAGAGCGACUCUGACUACGAGCCCCUGCCAAAGCGACAGGCUUUGAACCAUCAGUUUCCAGCCAUGAGUUGCGGACCUGAAUAUAUCCAGGCCCCAUUGUCACACAAUAAAUCAGUCUUCCAGUCCAUUCAGGAAACCCCAAUGUGCCAGCUCUCGUCUACACCUCCACAAUUCCCAUCCACAGAAACACCGCCUUUCGGACCGGACCGAUCGAUUCAUGAACUAUCUAGGUUUAGUCACGAUCCAUUAUUGUCUUCUGAGCGCGGACCUGCCAGCUACAUGAAGCAUAGCAGCAACACGGAUCCUACUGUCCAUAUGGGUGCAGCAUCGAUCGACUUCCAAUCUCAGGUGCCUAUGCGCUUUGUUGGCAAGGGUGGUGUAAUGUUGGUGGAUUACGAAUGGUCCAUCGCGCAACACAUCGCUGUAAACGAGCAUCCUGCUGGACACUGUGGCUCAAACGUGCCGCAAAAGUCAAGCCAAAAUGCUUCUGCUCAAAGCCGUAAGGCUCCCUACGAGCUCACAAAGGAUGGAAAUAAGCGAGCCAGUUCCACCAGGGCCACCAACGGCCAAUCUAUACCGCAGGGACAUAGAUCGGACAUCAAGGACGGAGGCAUCAUGAGUUUAGAUAGCGUUGUGAGAACCGACUCUGCUCUACCUUCGCAGAAGGUCGAGGGCAAUGCUCGCGAUGUAGCACAUUCUCCUUUGCCACAACGCCGCACAACAGCUGCGACUACUAUUCUCGGGGUUCAAGGACCGAAAGCAAUAACCUUUCUCUAUGACGAUCCUGAGGCGAUGAUACGAGAAGAGAAGAGAAACGCACGUCGAUCCAAGUCUCCGAUCAAACCGAAAGACAAGCCUUCCACUACUAGAAAAUUCAAAACAUUAGCGCCAGAUGAGAUUGCUGCUCCAGCCAAGGACAUGGGCGCCUUAUCUUCGCCUCUGAGCAGUCUCGCAACUACCCCGGAGGUCGAGUAUGAACCCAAAGCCAAGUCCAUCCCCAUCAUCUUGUCCAGCUCAGCCGAGACAGGACCUCUUCCGCAAGUCGAUGGCUCGCCUGCACACAAGAUUGACACUAUAUCGUCGCCUACAGCAGCCAACAUCGCCCGUUCGGCACCUCAAUUCUCAGUCCCUCCAGCAUCAUCUACACCGAGGAACUCACCCUCUCCCAAUGCAAAAAAGCGAAAGAAUGAGUCAGGUCGCUACCUCGCCAAGCAACCACGCAGUCCUGAUCGACUCAAGACAACCAGCAAUCCACUGCUCAAUCGCGACUGCGUUAUCGCAUUUGCGGAGAGUCAAGAUAAGGAAAGUGAGAGGGGUGUGUUGAGGCAGAUCAAGAGUGAGCGCCAGGGCGUGUUUGCUGAGGUGCAUGUAGUGUUUGCGACGAGGUUUUACGUUGCUGGGAACUGA
Messenger RNA from Parastagonospora nodorum SN15, 2358 nucleotides. RefSeq lists its product as hypothetical. NCBI's taxonomy places the organism in Eukaryota, Fungi, Ascomycota, Dothideomycetes, Pleosporales, Phaeosphaeriaceae. Bases 1 to 2358 code for a protein of 785 amino acids. The transcript has 3 exons. The record is from RefSeq and is a predicted model, not a curated record.